AACAAAUUAUAGCAAAACUAAUCACACAUUGAUUGCGAUCAGAGUAUUGCAAAUCAUAUGCGAAAAUACAACACAAUUAACAUAUGAUAUACACAAAAGUGUUGCCUAUUUUUAAACAAUGCAAUCGUUUAAUUGAUUUGUGGACUUUCUUGUGACAACUCAACCGAUGGCCCAAACGUUUGUUGAGAGACAGAACGGCUUCAUCGGCGGUAAGACAUCCGCCGAAGUGAUGUUCAAUAAGAUAGUGAUACUGAUUGGGACGGCGUUCGGGUUCGCCAUAUUGGCGGUGAUGAUACUCGUCAACGAUCACCUCCCGGAGCCCUAUAUGGACGAGAUAUUUCACGUCCAACAGACACAGACCUAUUGCAAAGGCAACUUCACAUAUCUGUUGUCAUCGCAUCCCAACGCAAUGAUGAGCUGUCUUUCACCACCAAUUGAUGACAAACUUUGGAAUCCGAAGAUAACGACACCUCCGGGUCUAUACCUCACAACUCUUGGUUUUCUCAAACCCUUCUCCGAGUUGUAUGCCUUCGGCGAAGACGACGAGAAGAAGAUUUGUCCGCUUUUUAUCCUCCGCCUAAUGAAUGUGAUCUUCACGUGUGCUAAUAGUUAUCUAAUAUAUUUAAUAUCCGUUCAAAUACAUCAAAUACCCAGAACCUCCAAACUUAUGUUAUUGUUUUCGUCAGUUUCUUUGGCAACACUUCCGCCACUGUUUUUCUUUUCAUUCCUCUACUAUACAGAUCCCGGAUCUCUGUUCUUCGUAUUACUCAUGUAUAUGUUUGACGUGAAUGAACUCCAACCUCUGGCCGCUAUCUUCGGUGCCAUAUCUUUGCUCUACAGACAGACAAACAUUGUUUGGGUCUUCUUCUUAGCGGCGCACACAAGCCUUAAGCUAACAAUUGAUGCGUUUAGUGAACAGAUAUUGAACAAAAAUCCCGAGAGACAGAAGAGAAGGGUAUUAAUGAAAUCAUUAAUACAAGCGUUGCCGCAGAUUAUCAUUGUUUGCGGCGGAUAUGCAUUGGUUGGCAUCAUAUUUAUCGCAUUUCUCGUCUAUAAUAAUGGUAUUGUCUUAGGGGAUCGAUUAGCGCACGAAGCGGUCCUACAUUUAGCGCAAAUACCCUAUUAUUUGGGUUUCGUGUCGUUUUUCGCGUUUCCCUGGAUUUUCACCGCAAAUAAUAUAAAAAAAUUUAUGUCAAUAUCUGUGAGAUAUCCGCUGCGAGUGCUGAGCGGUGUGGCUGUGAUGGUAGUGGUGUUGUAUCGGUUCGCCUACACUCACCCGUAUCUGUUGGCCGACAACCGUCACUACACUUUCUACAUCUGGAAGCGUAUACUCGGUCGCGAGGGUUCGGCGCUGACCUACGCGGUGACCCCCGUCUACGUGUUCACCGCCGUAACGAUGUAUCAAUUACUGCAACGCAAAGACUCAAACUUCAAGACACUAUUGAUUUUAUGCACAUUCGUGUCAGUAGUGCCCCAGAAGUUGUUAGAAUUGAGAUACUUUUUGGUGCCGUUUGUCAUUUGGCGUAUGAAUAUCGUGCCCACAAACACGACUGUCCUCUCACUGGAACUCGCCUUAUAUACGAUCGUCAAUACGUUUACAAUCUAUAUGUUUGUAUUCAAGACAUUCAAAUGGCCUCAAAAUAACGAAUUGCAACGAAUUAUGUGGUAAUCAAUCAAAUCAAAUCAAAUCAAAUCAAAUCAUAUUUUAU
Molecule: messenger RNA, 1709 nt
Organism: Medioppia subpectinata
Lineage: Eukaryota; Metazoa; Arthropoda; Arachnida; Sarcoptiformes; Oppiidae
Source: the annotation of a GenBank genome assembly